AUGGAAUUGGAGAAUUUUAAUUUGACAAAUGUUCAUGGAUGCAUCACUGAUUCUGACAAUAGUGACGUAAAUGAUGACGCAAUUAGUUUUUCAGCACAACAUAAUGUAGAAGUAAAUACAAUUCAAUUGCACUCGACAGGGAUUAAUAAUAACGAACCACUUGAAAAUGAAACCUUGUACACAGUCGAUGAAGCAUCGAUUACCAGAUCAGAUGAAAAUAUUUCGCGUGAAAUCAGUGAACCUAGCCUGGUUUCGAUUCAAUCAGAUCGUGGUAGAGAAACAAUGGCUACAAAUAAUGGCAUAAAUACAAACAUACAAGCUUCGUCAGUUACGCUUGAGGCACUAUAUAGUCUGAUGUCAAACGUGAGCGAGCAAUUAUCUGAUUUAAAGAUCAGUCACAACACAACAAACACAAAAUUGUCAAACAUGGAAAAUGGGUUCCAACAGCAGUUUUCAAGUGUAAACACGCAAUUUGAAAAUAUGCACAAACAUUUUGAUCAACGCUUAAAUAAACUCACCAAUGAAAUCGAUCAAAAGAUCGAAGACAAAGUCAUCAAAACAGUCAAUAUUGUAUACAAUGUAUUGGCAAAUGAUUUAGAAAAGAAAUUGUCAGAUCUUACAAACAAACAGGAACAGGAACUGUCAGAAAUCGUAGAAACACACCAUCAAACACAAACGGUACAAAAAGAAAUACAUGAAAACGUACAGGCUAUUCAAUUAUAUUUAACUAGAGUACAGUCCGCAUGUGAAGAAAUACCUGACCAAGUUAAUAAAGUUAACAAAGAAGUCGGUCUUCUGAAACAGGAGACUGAAACAAAACUUUUUGAAAAAUUAGGCAAUGAAAUCAAAGUAGCUGAGGACAGAAUACGUAAGGAAAUUUCGGGUAGACUAAAUGUUUCAAAUGAUUUGCCUACGUCAAGCAACAGGCGGCCUGACACUUAUUCACCCGUGCCAGAUUACGAUGUCAAUAACGCAGAACAUCACGCGCCCAGUCCGGCGUAUGUGCACUCACCGGUACAGGCAGUGCUGCAACAGGCAGUAGGCGUGUCGCCUUGCAUCUCGACGAUUCUACCGAGCACAAGUAAUCGGAAUGAACAUUCCGGAAACAAUCAAAACAACGGUAACGGGAAUCGAUUUAAUGGCAGUGGACAAAACCCACACAGUUGGCAUCCGUAUGCGACAAGGCCAAAUAAUGGAAACUGGAAUUACGGAAAUCGGAGGGAUUCGGCGCCACAGAAACGUGAAGACCGAAGAUAUAAUACAGAAUACGGUCCACGCCGGUAUGGAAAUGAUAGAAAUCACGUGAACGAUUGGUCAGGCCCACGUGAUGAAAUGCGGCACACAAAUGAAAAUUACAAUAGUUGCAGUAAUAGGAAUGACAGACCAAGGAGGAAUAGCGACGGCCGGUCGCAAGAAAAUGUUGCACGCAGCGGUCCGGAAACUAAUUGGCGACAGAAUAACCACUCAGUACACUUCGUAGAGGUAACGCACAGUAAUGAAGCAACGCCAUUGUCUCCCCCGGUAAACAACAAUCGGUUGCAAUGA
Molecule: messenger RNA, 1545 nt
Organism: Schistocerca americana (American grasshopper)
Lineage: Eukaryota; Metazoa; Arthropoda; Insecta; Orthoptera; Acrididae
Product: GATA zinc finger domain-containing protein 14-like
Exons: 3
Coding region: 1-1545 (514 amino acids)
Source: RefSeq, a predicted model, not a curated record